Molecule: messenger RNA, 2661 nt
Organism: Nannospalax galili (Upper Galilee mountains blind mole rat)
Lineage: Eukaryota; Metazoa; Chordata; Mammalia; Rodentia; Spalacidae
Gene: Trim28
Product: tripartite motif containing 28
Exons: 17
Molecular function (GO): protein binding; zinc ion binding; transcription corepressor activity
Source: RefSeq, a predicted model, not a curated record
UCCGGCAGCCCGGGUUCGGGUGAGGGUCCGGCGGGCAGCGAGAAGCGCCCGGCUGCGUCUUCCGCUGCAGGGUCGGCGGCGGCCUCGGCUUCGGCGUCGUCGCCCGCGGGGGGCGGUGGCGAGGCGCAGGAGCUGCUGGAACACUGCGGCGUGUGUCGCGAGCGCUUGCGCCCCGAGAGAGAGCCGCGGCUGCUCCCCUGCUUGCAUUCGGCCUGUAGUGCCUGCCUGGGGCCCGCUGCACCGGCCGCGGCCAACAGUUCGGGGGAUGGCGGCGCUGCAGGCGACGGCUCGGUGGUGGACUGCCCAGUGUGCAAGCAACAGUGCUUCUCCAAAGACAUCGUGGAGAAUUACUUCAUGCGUGAUAGUGGCAGCAAGGCUUCCUCUGACUCUCAGGAUGCCAACCAGUGCUGCACUAGCUGUGAGGAUAACGCCCCAGCCACCAGCUAUUGUGUGGAGUGCUCUGAGCCACUGUGUGAGACCUGCGUGGAGGCCCACCAGCGGGUGAAGUACACCAAGGACCACACUGUGCGCUCCACUGGUCCUGCCAAGACUCGAGAUGGUGAGCGCACUGUCUAUUGUAAUGUGCACAAGCAUGAACCCCUUGUGCUGUUUUGUGAGAGCUGUGACACUCUGACCUGCCGCGACUGCCAGCUUAACGCCCACAAGGACCACCAGUACCAGUUCCUAGAGGAUGCAGUGAGGAACCAACGUAAGCUGCUGGCUUCACUGGUGAAACGCCUUGGGGAUAAGCAUGCCACACUGCAGAAGAACACCAAGGAGGUUCGCAGCUCGAUCCGCCAGGUGUCUGAUGUACAGAAGCGUGUGCAGGUAGAUGUCAAGAUGGCCAUUCUGCAGAUCAUGAAGGAGCUGAAUAAGCGGGGCCGAGUUCUGGUCAAUGAUGCCCAGAAGGUGACUGAGGGGCAGCAGGAGCGUCUGGAACGCCAGCACUGGACAAUGACCAAGAUCCAGAAGCAUCAGGAGCACAUCUUGCGCUUUGCCUCUUGGGCUCUAGAGAGUGAUAACAACACGGCCCUCCUGCUUUCCAAGAAGCUGAUCUAUUUCCAGCUGCAUCGUGCCCUCAAAAUGAUUGUGGAUCCUGUGGAACCACAUGGUGAGAUGAAGUUUCAGUGGGACCUCAAUGCCUGGACCAAGAGUGCCGAGGCCUUCGGCAAGAUUGUGGCCGAGCGUCCUGGUAGUAACUCCACAGGUCCUGGGCCCAUGGCUCCUCCAAGAGCCCCAGGACCUUUGAGCAAGCAAGGCUCUGGCAGUAGCCAGCCCAUGGAGGUACAGGAGGGGUAUGGCUUUGGGUCAGAUGAUCCCUACUCAAGUGCAGAGCCCCAUGUGUCAGGCAUGAAGAGGGCCCGCUCAGGUGAGGGAGAGGUGAGUGGUCUCAUGCGAAAGGUGCCACGUGUGAGUCUUGAACGCCUGGAUCUGGAUCUGACUGCUGAUAGCCAGCCACCAGUUUUCAAGGUCUUCCCAGGCAGCACCACUGAGGACUACAACCUCAUUGUUAUUGAGCGUGGGGCUGCUGCUGCAGCUGCUGGUCAGGCUGGGACUGUUCCCCCAGGAGCCCCCGGUGCCCCACCCCUUCCUGGCAUGGCUAUUGUCAAGGAAGAAGAGACGGAGGCUGCCAUUGGGGCCCCUACUGCUACUGAGGGCCCUGAGACCAAACCUGUGUUGAUGGCUCUGGGUGAAGGUCCUGGUGCUGAGGGCCCCCGCCUGGCUUCACCUAGUGGCAGCACCAGCUCAGGCCUGGAAGUGGUGGCUCCUGAGGGUACCUCAGCCCCAGUGGGUGGCCCAGGUACCCUGGAUGAUAGUGCCACUAUCUGCCGUGUCUGCCAGAAGCCAGGUGACCUGGUCAUGUGUAACCAGUGCGAGUUUUGUUUCCACCUGGAUUGCCACCUGCCUGCCCUGCAGGAUGUGCCAGGGGAAGAGUGGAGCUGCUCACUUUGCCACGUGCUCCCUGACCUAAAGGAGGAAGAUGGAAGCCUUAGCCUGGAUGGGGCGGACAGUACUGGCGUGGUGGCUAAGCUCUCUCCAGCCAACCAGCGGAAAUGUGAGCGCGUCCUGCUGGCCCUGUUCUGCCAUGAACCCUGCCGCCCCCUGCACCAGUUGGCGACUGACUCUACCUUCUCCCUGGAUCAGCCCGGUGGCACCCUGGACCUGACCCUGAUACGUGCCCGCCUCCAAGAGAAGCUGUCACCCCCAUACAGCUCCCCUCAGGAGUUUGCCCAAGACGUGGGCCGCAUGUUCAAACAGUUCAACAAGCUGACUGAGGACAAGGCAGAUGUGCAGUCCAUCAUCGGCCUGCAGCGCUUCUUUGAGACGCGCAUGAAUGAUGCCUUUGGUGAUACCAAGUUCUCUGCUGUGCUGGUGGAGCCCCCACCACUGAACCUGCCCAGUGCUGGCCUAAGUUCUCAGGAGCUGUCGGGUGGCCCUGGUGAUGGUCCCUGAAGCUUGGGCUCCUGUGUCCUGGCCGGCCCAGCUCUGGUCUAUCUUUCAACCCCAUGUGCCCUCUUCUUUCCCCUGGUGGCCUGACUCCUCCCUGGUGGCCCCAUCCCUCAGUCCCUUCUCACAAAAUGGUUUUUACUUCUGUGGAUUUAAUAAAAACUUCACCAGUGGCUCAGGCCUCUGUUGGGGUACUGUGAUCCUGGGGAUUUA